This is a messenger RNA of Salvia hispanica, 2193 nucleotides long. Lineage: Eukaryota; Viridiplantae; Streptophyta; Magnoliopsida; Lamiales; Lamiaceae. The record is from RefSeq and is a predicted model, not a curated record.
GCUAUGUAGAUAUUAAUUUGUUGAUAAAUAUGUUAGUUUUGUUUGUGACAUCUUAGAUUGGUAUGUUGGAGGUUAUUGGAUAUGUAGAUUUUCAACUUAUGCUAUGUUGUAUGAUUGAUGAUAUUAAACAGAUGACAUCUACAAGUUCCGAAAGACAGUUAUGCUAUGGACCUGAGGAUCCAUCACUACUCUUUCAUCAAGACGAACACAUCUCAGCCUCAUUGAUGGCUGAUGGCACAUCAAAUGUUUUCAGAGUUCGUCGGACGGAAACUAAGGCCAAUGAGGAUGGACAAUGAGCUUAUCACUGCCCUUGUCGAGCGUUGGAGGCCUGAGACUCACUCUUUCCACCUACCAGUUGGAGAAGCUACCGUAACCUUACAGGAUGUGCAAAGCCUGUGGGGUUUGAGAGCAGACGGGCGUGUUUUCACUGGCUAUGACUACCCUAUCGGAUAUGAAGAUUGGCCCAGCAAGUGUCGAGAUAUGUUGGGAUGGAUACCUGACGUGGACACAGAAACGAAGCAGGGCGGAUUGCUAAUGACAUCUCUGAUCCACCAAGCGACACUACCUUUGGAUGAUGGGCUACAUGCUUAUGCAUACGUCCAAAGGGCACGUAUACAUGCUCUGAUCUUGUUAGGAGGGCUUAUUUUACCGGACACCACAGGGUGCAAGGUCCCCUUUAUGUGGUUAAAUGCCUUUGACGAUCCGAACCAAGUGGCUAAUAUCAGUUGGGGUAGUGCUGCUUUGGCGUAUCUGUAUCAUUAUUUAUGCGAGGCUUCUGUAGGCAGGCAGAAGAGGGAUUUGGGUGGACCUAUGGUUCUUUUGCAGCUAUGGGCGUGGGAAAGAAUGCCCACAUUGAGGCCAUCCUUUGUGAUAUCGCCUAUGCACACGCCGUAUACCCCGUGUGGAGCCAAGUGGCACGGAGUGACUGAAAUAGGAAAUGCUCCCCGAUAUUCAGUUGCUUAUUAUCGUGAUCAAUUAUCACUGAUUCGUCCCGGCCAGUUUCUGUGGACACCGUACGUAGAUUGCAUCUUGCCCGAUCACUGCAUUGAUUCGACCGCAUCCUUCUUGUGCGACACUUACUUGGUGUGCUGGUCAUUUGUCGAGGCACACGAGGCUGGACGGGUUUGCCGACAAUUUAACCGCUACCAGCGUAUUCCUGAGUAUCAUGAUAGGAUGCUAAAGAAUGCCGGACAUUUGUGUAAAAGUCACCGUCGUGGGAUGAAGGGCGCUGAUUGGGCAAAGAAACAUAAAUUGUACAUUGAUGAGUGGGAUAUGAGACACGAGAGGUUCCAAUCAACUUUUGACCAUGCAACGGCGGGCAUGGAAGGUCGCAUUAAUCCGGGCUAUAUGGCGUGGUACAAUAGGAUCACGGUGUCAUACCUAACUCAACCUGGGACACAGUCAACGACUGGGAUGAACGAGUCAGCCUCUUCUAUGAAAGUGUUGGUUGAGAUGGCUCAGGGGAUAUGGCAUUUGACCUCUGAACAUGACACCGAUCCUCGGUUACGGCAGAUUCGAGAAAUGGUUGCUGAGGGUCUUCGUGCGACAGGUAAUACUGAUGUGAUGGAGUAUCCCACGUCGCAACGGCGAGAUGUGGUCAUGCCGACACGCCCACCGACUUCUAUUCGUCAUGGAGUGCCGGGUGUUCGAGUAGGUGGACACCGGUAUACCCGACAGUAUAGGUUGUCGCAGCCGCAACAGCCGCAGCCUGAUUAUGCGGAACCAGAGCCACUGAGUCCAGAGUACGAUCCCCCCAGUUGGUCUGUCUACCCAGGGUCACAGUCCCAGAUGAGUGGUUCAAGCCACGACGACUCGCAAUGGGGAACAAGAUUAUCAUGUGAUUCAUUCUUCGACGCUGGUACUGAUUGGGAUGCAGCUAGAGCACGACGUGAUUCAUAUUUCCAGAAUUACCAAUUUGUGGCUCCUGUGAGGGAAGAAGAGGGUCAGCAGGAACAGGAACAGGAAGAAGAGGACAACGAAGAAGAAGACGAGGAAGAAGAGGACGCGGAAUCAGGGAGUGUGGAAGGGGAUGAAGUAGUAAUAUCUCGACCACCUACCGAGGGAUCGUCACGCCCAAUUGUGAAGAGUUCAUCAAGUAAGAUUGGGAAGGCAAUGCACAAUGUAUUAAGGGGAUUUUCAACAAGGAGGAACAAAGGGAAAGCUGCAACAAAAUACACUCCUUCGGGGAAAUAG